Molecule: messenger RNA, 5208 nt
Organism: Symbiodinium necroappetens
Lineage: Eukaryota; Dinophyceae; Suessiales; Symbiodiniaceae
Source: the annotation of a GenBank genome assembly
GAGACCAAUGGCAAGCUCGUCCUCAAGAUCCUCGUGAUGCUGUUCCUCAUGAAGGCGAUCGGUGAUGAUCUUGGACUUUCCGCCAGGAGCUAUAUCCGCCAGAUCGAUGCUUGGGUGCGUGUUACACGCACGCCACCCGCGCAACAAGCACUGCUACUCUACCAGAGCCUCAAAGGUCGCGCGUGGAUUGAGGCAGAAGAACUUGAUGUCAAAGAUCUGUGCACGGUGGACGGCGUGGACAAGUUCAAGGCAUGGAUAGCAGAGAGGUAUCAAGAAAUCGAGGUGGGGAAAAUCGCGGAGGCGCUGAACGGAUUCUUCAAGAAGCUCCGGAGGGGUCCGAAUCAAUCGGUCCGCGAAUUUAACGCGGCAUUCGAUCGCAGCUACGCAAGGCUGGUGGAAAUCGAGUGCCGCCUCCCUGAAACUGCACGUGCUUGGGCCUAUCUCAGUGCACUUUCCUUGUCGCAUUCUGAGGAGCUGGCUAUUCUGGGCAGCGUCAACAACGAGUUUGUUUGCAGCAGACUACAGCGCGCGGCGGUGCUCCACGAGAAGAGCCUCCGACGCCCGUGGGACCAGAAGGACAGGCGAUUCACCGAAGAGGAACAUGAGAGCGAGGAGGACGACCUCGCCAACCGGGAGCCUGAGAAUGCAGAGGAGGCCGAGUUGUUCGAGGCUUUCAUGACCGCGAAGGCACAGUACAGGGAUGCAGUGAAGAACUGGAACCUGGAACCCGACGAGGUCCGGAAGGCCAUCGACAACAAGAUCCAGAGCGCUAAACAGCGCUCGUUCUGUAGCGUGUGCAAGCAGCGAGGCCACUGGUACAAAGACCCUGAAUGCCCUGGAAAACCUCCCCACGCCAAGGACAACAACGUGACCCAGACGGCCAAUAUCUCCAACGAGGUGUUCAUGACCAGUGGUCCCCUCAGUGAGAACUUGAUGGCUAUCGCCGACAGUGCGUGCACGAAGUCGGUUGCUGGUACUGUCUGGCUGCAGCGCUACCUGGACGUUCUGAAGUCUUUCAAUGUCGAGGUCCCACUUCUCCAGGAGAGCGACAACUUCAAGUUCGGGGCAUCGCGCAUCUAUUCCUCGAGCUAUGCCGUGGUUGUUUCGUUCCGGGUCGGGAGCUUUUGGGUUAUGGUCAAGGUGGCGAUCAUCCAUGGUGACUUGCCUCUUCUUCUGAGCCGAUCCGUUUUGGCUGAGCUUGGAAUGGUCUACAACUUGAAGGAGCACAAGGCCGACUUCGAGGCUGUGAGUGUGAAAGGACAUCCCUUGAUGACGACCCCUACCGGUCAUCCUGCUAUCAGCGUUCACCCUGGAGGACAAGGGAUCCCCGAUAUCGCACAGCCCAAGAUGUGGGAUGCCAACAAGUGCAUCCGCGGAGAGGUUUUGAUCGUUCCCGGCCUGGCAGCAUACAUGGCGGAUUGCAGAGGGGAAGCGGGUGUCCAUGAAGCAUUUGUAGCAUGUAACAAAGUUCCCGAAAGCCGAGCCCCUCGUGAACAGUUCCCUCAGAUUUUCUAUGCGAAGAAGAUCCCUCCAGAAGUGAAGAACCUCCUCGUCUGUGAUGCCUCUGGAUUGGCCGAACAGUGUUCAAUCGUAGACCGAUUACCCCAAUUCGACUUCCUCCUGUCUUUCCUGGGCAUGUCCACGCGCCCGACAUGGCAAUUGAGCAAGACGGAACUCCUCGCCGAGGCGAACCGCCUGGGCUUGAAUCCGAGCACAAGGUGGACAGUGGAGGAACUACGCAGCGCAAUCACGGAGCACAAGAACCUCUACAAGGAGGAGAACAAACUGCCAAAGGGGCUGGCGGGCAUGCGUCUGGACCAGCUACGCACGGAGGCGGAGAGGAUCGGGCUGAGCUACGGGAGCAAGACGACACGGGGCACCUUGAUUCGGCAUAUCAGGGACUACCACGAGACGCCCGACGACACGGUGAUGCAGAUUGGUCGCUACAAGGGGAACACCUUCGUCCAGAUCCCCCUGCAGUAUGUCGAGUGGGCGGACCGGGAGGAGAAGGAGAACGGGACCAACAUGAGUCCGGACCUGAAGCGGUUUGUGCUAUGGUACCGGAAGAAGACCACGGAGAAGCACGCCCCGACGCCAACGAGACGACAGAUGAUCGAGGACCCAGAGCGCUACGCGAAGGUGCCCUACCCGGGAUCGUCAACGGGAUCGCGGUCCUGGGAGGAGGUGUCAGCAAUCAGCAAAGAGGAGCAGGACCAGAGGCCGUUCACACCGCCGUCAUCGUCAAUGAGGGGAUCAGCAGCAUCAUCGACGCCAAAGCGCCCAGCGGACAGGGCGAACACCAAGGAGAGGAUGUCUGUGGAUGUUUCCCCACAGGUUCUGGAGGAGAUCCGUGCUCUGGAGCAACGUCUGGCGGUGUUGAAGGACAAGGAUGAGGAGGAAUUCCACGACGAGGACAAUGAGGGUGACUCCGAGCAAUGGUCUGAGCUAGAUGACGACUUGGUCGAUGCAGAGGUCCUUCUUACAGAACACGUCGAAAAGAAGCUCGCCAAGGCGAUUGCGGAAAAGGACUACGCGCCAACCACCCUGGCGAACAUCCUGGAGGAGAUCUUCGGUGAGAAGGGAGAACAUUUUCCUCGACGCGGAGCCAAGCCCCGCUCCAGAGCGAUGGGAGCAGACGACACAGGGGAGCACAAGAUCGUCCUCGGCUACUACACGUAUGGAAAUAUGCGUGGAAUCUGUGCGAACACAUCCAAGUUCGCCUCCCUGUGCUUGUACAUCAAGGGCUACUUUCUGGACAAGGACCCUUCGGCAAGAUGGAGCUCGAUCUCGUUGACCUUGAAUUGCAAGCCUAUUGUUCACGCCGACCACAACAACCUCAAGGGGACCCUCAACUACCUGACUGCAACUGGGGACUGUGCCGAUGGAGGAGGACUGUGGCAGGAACACCGUGGUGGGAACACAUCAAGAACCACUACCAUGAACGACCAAAAGGGGAGACCCAUUGUUGGAAACGUUCUUCCAGCUCGCGGCACGGUUGUGAACUUUCAUGCCGACAAGCUCCACAGUGCUGAGCCUUGGAGGACCGGAAACCGGUGGUCAAUCACGUGCUUUACUACAAGAGGAUUUGCCGGAAGUACCCAAGGAGAACGCAAACGACUACGCCAAUGGGGAUUCCAGCUUCAUGACCUCAGACACCUCGGCCGAGAUCGCAAACAUCUACUACCAGCUCCGACAAAGGAUGAAGAGAGAACGACAGCUACUUCUUCAAGCAAGCUACCCACCAACAAGCCCCGGAAGAGCACGAGGAAGAACCUGUGGAGGUCCGCAUCGAGGGCAAGUGCAUUUAUUACUUGGUCGUUGGCUACUUUCUCUUCGGCAUCGGCUUCUUGGGUUGGGAACAACAAUGAUGGAGAGCAGCCACACCCCACCGUUGCGCUCAUGGAGAUCGGUGGUAUCAACAAGACCCUUGAGGCAACCCUCGAUUUCGGAUGUUUGGCCGCUGAACCUCUUCGGUGGGAAGAUGUACCGACAGAAUCCCCUGGGAGCUACAUCAUUGAUGCGUCCUCCCGGUUCAGGCCCUCUAUGAUAUGGCUACAUCCACCGACGCCCCUCGAUGUUGAUUGUGAGAACAAGUUCUUCGAGAUCAUCGACAUCUGUGGGCGAUGGCAAGUUCUUCAACAGCGGUCUUUCGUGGUGACCAUUCCUGAUGUUUCCCACGACCAAGAAGGCCGAGUACUACGUCAACUUGAGAACUUCGGGAAGGUGGCCCGGGCGGAGUUCAAUGGCACGAUGGUGUUCAGGACGACGUCUACAAUUAACGAGGAAGCCUACGUUGCUGAAGGGGGAGAAGACCAAGCUGUUCCUGGAGGUGGAGGGGCAGUACUCGAAGGCGCAGCAGGUAUCACCUUUGACAAGAAGGUUCCUCCCGAUAUGGCAGCCGCCCUCCGACGACUACAUCAGAACCUUGGACACCCCGCAAAAGAGGACUUGGUGAGACACCUACAUCACGCAGGAGCGGAUCGCGAUGUGAUCAAAGCCGCGAAGAGCCUGGAAUGUACAACAUGUGCUAUGAGCAAAAGGCCCAAGAAUGCACGGCCCGCAGCGGAGCCGAAACUUCUUGAAUUCGGAGACGUGGUUGGAGUGGACAUGAUGUACGCCUACGACGCCGACGGCAAGAAGGUGAAGUUGUUUUCAAUGGUCGACCACGCUUCCUCGUACCACGUGGUCGUCCAAGUGCCCAGACAGACCGGCGCAGUCCUGGAAAAGGCCUUCCUCAACCAUUGGGUGCAGAUCUUUGGGGCCCCCAAGGUUAUCACCCUGGACUUGGAGCGCGGGAUACAGGACGCUUUUGGCCGGCUCGCCGACUGGUACCACGUGGAACUACGCACCAGUGCCGGACAGGCACACUGGCAAUCAGGCUUUACAGAGCGACAUGGCAAGUGGUGGAAAGAGAUCUUUGACCGUGUGGUACGUGACCAUACAGUCCGCAAUAAGGAGAUUGAGGAGGCGAUUGGAGCGACUUCUUCAGCAAAGAACAACCUACGUCGGCGAUGCGGGUGGGCACCGUGCCAGAUCGUCUUCGGCAAGAACCCCCGUACGGAUGAGGACUUGUCCUUCGAGGUUGAAGAAGGCGGGGGUACUCUUCUACGUACCCCAGAUGCAGCACAACACCGCCGCGAGACCAUCCGGAACGCCGCGAGGAUCGCUUUCUACCAGGCAAGGACCGAGGACAAGAUUCGUCGAGGAAUGUCCCAGAAGUCCCGGGUCAAACCACGGGAUUUGGAAAAUGGCUCGAUGGUGCUUUUCUGGAGGAAGCCAGCCAACAAGAAGAAUGGCUUCUGGAAGGGGCCCGGGAUUGUCAUUGGACGCCAAGGAGAAAACUACUGGAUCUCCCAUGGUGGGAGAUGUUAUCUAUGUGCAGCCGAACACCUUCGACGAGCACUACCCGAAGAAGUUGGAGGCCUGUUUGCUCUACGUGCAACCAAGGACGAUCUCCUACGCUUGGUGGAGAACAACUACGACGGAGACGACAUCCCCGAGAGGACAAAGAAUUCUUGGACCAGAUCCUGGAAGACCUGUCCAUGGCGGAGGACGAGGACGCAUCUGCGGAGGCCGUUGGGAUGGAGCUCGAGAACGGAGACGAUGAGGCCGAGAGGAUCCCGGGCACCAGGCGUGGAGCACCAGUUGAACUACAACCUCGUGCUGUGCGCAGGCGCUACUCCACCAAGAGGGCGGAGGAGGUUAUGA